AUGUUCCACUUCAUUGCCGAGAAGCUCAACGUGAAGAACUUGGGUGAGCUCCUGGCGCCGACGCUCACGCCCGAGCAGGAGCUCCACGCUGCGAUUGAAGAGGGACUGGUCGACAAAGUGCUGGCGCUGCUGGACGAGGCGAACGUCGAUCCGAACGCCACGAACGAAGCCGGGAACCUGCCGAUCCACACGGCCGCGUACCACGGCCGCGUCGACGUCCUGACGGUCCUUCUGGCCCACAACGUCGACGUGAACGCCACGUGCCCGCGUCAGAACUCGCCGCUGCACUACGCCGCUGCGCAGACGCGUGACGAAGCUGUGCGCUUCCUCGUCGACAAUGGCGCGAACCCGGCGCUGCGCAACCGCAGCGGCCGCACGCCGUACGAUGUGGCCAAAGGAGACAACAUCCGUCAGUACCUACUUCCACUGCAGUUCCGGCACGAAGAUCCAGCGCAAGCUGCAUCGCAUUUGCCGCCGGGCGUUACGCCGUCUGUCGAUCCAAUGGCGCCGCGACCAGUGAUCGCGCCUCCGCCCGUCAGCGGAGACUACUCGACGAUGCCGCACCCUUCGACGAUCGGCGCGGCACCUCCGCAGCAGAUGGCGCAGACCAAUUUGUACGCUGCGGCUACACAUAGUGCGAUCCCUCGCGGUGGGCCAUCACGGUUUGCUCGUCCGAAGGGCUACCGCCCUAUCCAGGCGGACGGCUUUGGCUCCAGCGUCGGCAACGAGGAGCUGACGGCCAAGUUCGGCAACACGCGCGAGGUGAAGGUCACUGCGCCACCUCCAGCCGCUAUGGCACCGGUGGGGUCAGCCCCGAUUGAAAGCCUUGCAGUCAACAGCGCUGCAGCGAUCCCUCCCGUUGCUGGCGUCAACCCAUACGCGUCCACGUACGCUGACAAGCCGCAAAAGCCUUCACCUGGCGGGUAUCCUGCACCGACGCUGCCGGGUGCUGGCGCGGUCGCUCGUGGUCCGCCUCAGUUCAAGAUCUUCAACCCCAAGCUCGCUGACGCUGCGUCGCCUGGUCCUUCAGCUGCGUCGCAUGCUCCUCCUGCCUUUGGUGCAAGAGCUCCUUCGAGUGCACCGCUGAACCCGCUGCCGUCGUACACGGCCCAAGCGAACGCGGCUCUCCACGAAGAGCAAGUGCAUGUGUCGACCACCGACAGUGCGCUGCAGUAA
Messenger RNA from Hyaloperonospora brassicae, 1176 nucleotides. The record is from the annotation of a GenBank genome assembly. NCBI's taxonomy places the organism in Eukaryota, Oomycota, Peronosporomycetes, Peronosporales, Peronosporaceae.